Molecule: messenger RNA, 507 nt
Organism: Nematostella vectensis (starlet sea anemone)
Lineage: Eukaryota; Metazoa; Cnidaria; Anthozoa; Actiniaria; Edwardsiidae
Product: tigger transposable element-derived protein 4-like
Exons: 1
Coding region: 1-507 (168 amino acids)
Cellular component (GO): nucleus
Molecular function (GO): DNA binding
Source: RefSeq, a predicted model, not a curated record
AUGGUAUCGGGAAAAAUUUUGCAGAAUAAGGAAACGAUUCUCGCGAGCUAUGAAAACAGCAAUGGUCAUAGCAAACUUAAGAGAAUCAGAACGGGAAAGUAUGCCAAUGUAAACGAUGCUGUUUGGGAUUGGUAUCAAAUGUGCCGUAACUCUAACAUACCCAUCUCUGGUACUAUGAUACAAGAGGAAGCGAUGAUCAUUGCUGAAAGACUAGGUUUGAAUGAAUUCACAGGAUCAAAUGGAUGGCUUGAGAAAUUCAAGAGACAGCACAACAUCGGUCAGAUGGCGGUGUCAGGAGAGGAAGCUGGAGUGAACCCAGAGACGGUAGAAAGAUGGAAAGAAAGGGCCAGAGAAAUCACUAGAGGGUGGGAUGCUAAGAACGUUUGGAAUGUGGACGAAACUGGUUGCUUAUGGAGAGGACUUCCAGAGAAAAGCUUGAAUGAACGAGGCAUGCGGUUGUGGCGGGAAAAAGUCAAAACAAAGGAACACUUGGGCAUUCUUUGUUAA